CAUGCUCAAGCACAAAAGCCGACCCCUUGCCAAACUAAAAACAGGUUCCUUUCUAAGUUAUUAUUUCCCCAUUCGGUAGUGAAGGAACCACGCAAAUAUCAUCCCUCCUUCUACGUUAAGGUCAUCCAAAAAAAAAAAAAAAAAAAUUGGGAAGAGCAAUAGAAGGAAGGGAGAAAAUGACAAAAAUGAAAAUUACUUUGUUCAUGUUGGCAGCAAUUGCUGCGUGCCUUAUGAUGGGUUCAGUUAGUGCAAUGACUCACAUUGUUGGAGGAGGCCAUGGCUGGCGUUUGCCUGACAACCAAACCUUCUUUGAAGAAUGGGCUAAACCAAGAACCUUUGGUGUUGGUGACAGACUUGUUUUCCCAUACAGGCCCGGUUCCAACAACGUGGUACAGAUUGACAAGAAAGACUUCGAAGAUUGCACUCAAAAAAAUGUCAUUGACAUGUACUACUUGGGACCAACCAUUCUGGACCUCAAUGACACUGGGGACUUUUACUAUUAUUGUGGCAUUGGGAAGCAUUGCGAGGUCGGCCAAAAGCUCCACAUCAAGGUUGUCAAGGGAGAGGGCUCGUCUGGAAGUCCCUUUGCUUUUCAAAUUGCUCCCAUACAUUCAGGUUCUGAUAUACCUGCUCCUGCCCCUAUUAGUAUUACAUCCUCAGCCAGCUCCAUUCAAAAUUUUGGCAUGGUUUUCGGUUUACUAGCAUUCCUGCUUUCUCUAUUCACUUAAGGAGGGCAAUGUUAUGAUUGUGACAACGUCUUUUAGGGGGUUUAUGUGAAAGGAUUCUUUCUCAUUCGAGUGUCAGUCUUAGAAACUGACAAUCAAAGUUAGUUAUACAUUGUGAUUGGCGUGACACGCCUAUUAUUGUUGCAAAAGUAUAUAUAAGUGACAAGUUCCUCAGAAAAAAGAAAAAGGUAUAUGUAAGUGACAUUAUAGUUAUAUGUUUACUACUUACUAGUAGAAGGAAUAUUUGUUGGGCCUGUUAUACUUAAUCUUCUUGGAAUAGAAUGUUUUU
Quercus lobata is the source of this 1014-nucleotide messenger RNA. Its product is annotated as umecyanin-like. Gene Ontology annotation, molecular function: electron transfer activity. The transcript has 2 exons. Gene Ontology annotation, cellular component: plasma membrane. The record is from RefSeq and is a predicted model, not a curated record. Lineage: Eukaryota; Viridiplantae; Streptophyta; Magnoliopsida; Fagales; Fagaceae. Bases 177 to 728 code for a protein of 183 amino acids.